AUGCCCACCCCAAGUGCCAAUAAUCCGUCGACGUUGAGCGCGAUGCACCGCCAACAGAUGAAGCAGUUUACCACCAACAAACAGGCUCUUGAACAAGUUCCAACUCUUGUCAUUGAACCGCUCAACGAUACGUUUGAUGCGAAAAAGUUGGACUUGUUUGAACCUAUAAAGAUUGGUAGAAAACUCGGGCCAAAGGCACCCGCUGAGGCCGGCAAUGGAAUAUUCGACUCAAAAGUACUAUCACGAACACAUGCUGAAGUCUGGUUUGAUCGUGGCAAGGUGUAUAUAAAAGACGCCAAGAGUUCAAACGGAACGUUCGUGAAUGGGGUGCGGUUGAGUGAGGAAGGACAAGAAUCUAGUCCGCAUGAGCUCAAGACGGGCGAUAUUUUGGAAUUUGGUAUUGAUAUCAUGACAGACGAUGGUCAAUCUGUUCUGUACCAGAAGGUUUCAGGAAAGAUUGUUGUAUUAGUGGAUGGCAUCAACCCUGCAGCUUCAACUGCCGUCGUUCAACCUGUCGAGGGAGAUCCUUCCAAGAUGACACUCAACAGGAAGAAACUGGAUACCAUGAACAAAAAAGUCGAGGCCGAGAUUGCUGCUGCUGUGCAAACGAACGCACAGCUAGAAGCAUUGAAAUCAACAUUGACCAAUCUGGAAACCCACGCACUACCCGCAAUUCCAACAUCAACACCAGCCAACAACGACAAUAGCAACACUGAAGCAUUAAAAGCAGCACAUACCGCCGAAAUCAAUUCAUGGACUGAGAAACAUACAUCGGCUCUGAGAGAAAUCGAAUCAUAUAAAGCAAUGGUUGAGCGAUCGACUCAGCAGGUUGACAUGAUAAAGAGUGAAUUGGUGGAUUCCAGAUCAAGAGUUGAUGCGUUUGUAAAGGAUGUGGAAGAGUGGAAGGAUAAAUGCAAGAGGUUGAAUGAAGAAAUGGACAUUGUCAGAAAGGAACGAGACAUUGAAAAGAAGAGAUCGGAAGAAGGAGCAUCAGACAUACAACGCCUUACAUCUCAAAACGCAGCUAUAAAUCAAGAUCUAGUCCAGCUGACACAAGAACGAGAUGAAUUACGUGCUCUGUCAACCAAAUCAAAACAAUCUAUGGAUGAAUCAAGUCUCGAGAUCUCUUCAUUGAAUGCCAGAAUCAAGAGUUUGGAAGUUGAGGUGGCACACAGCAGGAAACUUUUGGAAGAAGCACGUAGUGCCGCUGCUGCUGCCGCCGCCGCCGCUGUGUCUGAAAAGAGUAGGACUGUCAGUAAAUCAGGAAGUGGUGGUCGAGGUGUUGCUCCGAUAUCGUCUACCAGGCCGGCCUUUUCGAUAUUCUCGAUUUCGUCAUGGUUUUAUCUGGGACUGACCGUGAGCAGCGCUUUCCUGAGAAUGUUGGGCCUGACGGCUAAGGAAACUGAUAAGGAGGCAUGA
Messenger RNA from Synchytrium microbalum, 1419 nucleotides. RefSeq lists its product as uncharacterized. The coding region runs from base 1 to 1419 and encodes 472 amino acids. Lineage: Eukaryota; Fungi; Chytridiomycota; Chytridiomycetes; Synchytriales; Synchytriaceae. The transcript has 9 exons. Gene Ontology annotation, molecular function: protein binding. The record is from RefSeq and is a predicted model, not a curated record. Gene Ontology annotation, cellular component: cytoplasm.